Molecule: messenger RNA, 1865 nt
Organism: Paramecium octaurelia
Lineage: Eukaryota; Ciliophora; Oligohymenophorea; Peniculida; Parameciidae
Source: the annotation of a GenBank genome assembly
UCCAUUUUAACAGUCACAUGAAAAAUAAAGAAUAAGUGCUUAAAUAAGUCUAUGAAAGUAAUUUAUAAUUUAAAUUUAGAUGAUAAUAAAGUAUUUGGCAAAAAAAAUAAGCCAAGAAACUAAGAACCUAAUAUGUUUGAUAUGAUGAAAUGGCCAGUCGAGUAGGAUGAACCAUGGGAUUUCAAGAAGAAAAUAUAGGUUGAAAGAGAGCCUGAAACAAAAAAAUUAAUAACAAGAAUAAAUCAUGAGAAUUCACCUUGGUUAACUGAAAAUAAAGAUAAUUUCAGAAAAAUUGAAAAAUUAAAAGUUGAAGAUUCACAAAUCCUUGUAUAAAGUAUAUAAGCAUUCUUACAAUUAUUUAGAAUUGGAUGAAAAAACUAUUAAAAAUAUUGCAAAAUCCUGCGAUUGCCGUAAUCCCUAAUAAUUACCUAAUCCAUAAAUUCAAUUAUAGGAAGAUUUAAAUAAUCAGUAUAAAUUACCUGUUUAAUGGAAUCCUAAAUUAUAAUCAGCAUAUCGAGAUAAUUACCUCGUCAAAGAUAUUAAAGAUACAAAUGAGUUAAUGUAUUAGUUAGAAUAAAAUAAUAAAAAUUUCAAAGGAGAAUAUAAGGUUUAGCAUCCCUUUAGUGGAUUUUAUUAUGAAGAUUCUAAGAAAGAUGAAGAAGAAGUAAUCUCAUCUGAAGAAGAGGAUUAAGAUAAUGAAGAAGAAGAUGAUCAAUAAAAAAAGAUGAAUACUAAAUUUAUUAAAAAAGCUAAGACUCUUGAUCCUAAUAAUCCUGAAGAUGCAGCAAAAUUACAAAGGAGAAAAGACAGAAUUAAGAAAUUUCAAGGAGAAACCAGAUGGAUAGCUGAUAGUGCUUUCACUACGUACUUUGGAAAACCUGCUUGGGGUCCCUAUGGAUUCAACAAUAUUAAUCCAUCUGUUGGAGGUAUAGUGUAUGGAUAACAUAUGCUUUCUCAUAAUGUCCAACCUCAUAGGAAUAAAAAUGAUCCAUUUUAUAUCUAAACCUAUUAGAAUGCAUUAAGAAAAGGAGCUGCAGUAGCUAAUGUUGAACCUGAACCUCCAAGAAAUUGUAGAGAAGAAGACAGGUUGAACCCUGAAUAAGUAGAAGCUUAAAAAUUAAGAAAUUAAUUGACUCCAUAACCUUAUUCAGAAUUGAAAAAGAAAUUAGAUUCAAAAGGAAAAUCGACAAUUCCUGAAUUUAAUAUUAAAAAGCCAGAAUUAACCAAUACUUUAAGAUUUGCUUCCGAAGCAGGCAGUGUUUAAGGAGAAUCUUAAAUCUAAGAUAAAUAAGAAAAGUAAUAAAGAAAACAAAAAGGAGACAAAAGACCUUAAUCAGUUAUUGAUAAUCGUACAUAGAAAUCUUAAAAGGAUAAGGAGGAUAAUAAAUCAAGGAUUAGUAAUGAUUAGAAAACAAAGGAAUCUAAAAAGAAAUAGGACAAAAAAGUUUAAAUUCAAUCAGAAUCCAAAUUAUAAAUAGAUGAUUAAUUAGCUAUUCCAGACAAGGCCAAUAAUAAAUUCAUUGAAGAAUUGAAAUAGAAAAAAGAGAAGGCAAACAGACUUACAUGCAAAGUCAAUGAAAUUAAUCCUUCUUUAUUGAAAUCAUCCCCCAAAUAAGAAUAAAAGAAAUAAAUAACAAAUGACCUGUAAGAAGUUAAAUCGUUUGAUGAUAAGUAUCAUUAUUUUAUAAAUUCUUAGAAACCCACCAGCCAACUAUCUGUAAUAAUUGGAUCCAAUUGAACUUAAUCCAAAGAACUACAAAGGAGUUCCUGCAGAUUGGUUACAUAGAAUACCAUUUGCAGGUAAAAAGUAGGAGAUUGUGAAAAAUGGAUAAUAAACUAGGGAGUGUUUCGAUUAUGGAUUUUGA